AUGUUGACCUUCUCGCAGCAGAGUCACAGAGAGCAGGAACGGUCGUGGUCUGGCUCCAAUGGGCGAUCCAAGAGCGCUGCAAACAUUGGAGCUGCCACUGGGCUCUGUCCGCGGGACGUGGCCGGGCUCGUGUGUGACGGCAGCGCGCGAGCCGUCCGCUCCCGCCUGCCCACCGGCAGGGUCGGCCCUUCUGCCGAGCGGCUCUUCUGCGCCUUCCCCCUCCGAGCAUCUGAUGCAGUCCUUUCCCCGGCCAGAAAGAUGGAGAGGACGGCUCCUGUGACCUCUGUGGUGGCUGCUGCAUUGGAGACCUGCCCGUGUUGUGAGGAGCUGUGUCCGAGGUCUCCCACGGGCUGGAGGUCGUUACUGGUGCGGCAAGUGCUGCUAGCCAUCAAGGUGAGCUGCGUGGGCUCCUGCGGGGUGUCCAGCAAGAUCAAUGACACCGCGUGGACCGUGGAGGAGCAGUACUUCAACAGCACGCUGUCCCUGGCAGACAAAGGGGUCCUGGCAGCCGGAGAGCACACCUUUCCCUUCCAGUUCCUGCUGCCAGCCUCAGCUCCAACGUCCUUUGAAGGUCCUUUUGGCAAGGUCCUCCAUCAGGUGAAAGCUGUGAUAGACACACCUCGCUUCUCCAAGGACUACAAGUGCAGCAAGAUCUUCUACGUUCUCUGCCCACUUAACUUGAAUGACAUCCCUGAUAUCGAGCAGCCCAACACUAUGUCAAUCACAAAGAAAUUCAACUACAAGCUUGUGAAAAGUGGCAACAUUGUCGUGACUGCCACCUCGGAUCUCAAAGGCUACGUCGUGGGGCAAGUGAUUCAUCUUCGCACGGACAUAGAGAACAAAUCUGGCCGCGACACGGGGGCUGUGGUGGCCAGUCUGCUGCAGAAAGUGGCUUAUAAAUCCAAGCGCUGGAUUUACGACUUGAGGACCAUUGCAGAGGUGGAAGGCUCGGGGGUGAAAGCCUGGAAACACGCCGAAUGGAGGGAGCAGAUCCUCGUUCCGGCGCUGCCCCAGUCCAUUCUGCAGGGCUGUAGUCUCAUACAUAUUGACUACUACAUCCAAGUUUCCCUGAAGUCGCCAGAGGUCUCAGUCACUCUCCCCAUCUACAUUGGUAACAUUGCUGUGAACAGGGUGCCGCUCAGCCCCUCGCGGUCGGCCCCGCACAUCCCGUCUGCCGUGGUGCCCAGCGCCCCGCCAGAGGAGGACGAGGCUGCCGCCGGGUACCACCCCAUGGACAAUGUUUUGAUCCCCACCAAAAGCCAUUCCCAGCAGCAGCCGUUUAGCUAUGCUCCAGGACUGAGCUUCCACGAAGCAAGGCUGGACUCGGAGCAGACAGGCUCCCCAAAUCAUCCCACGCUCUGCCUGUCAACAGGAGCCACCGUCCCCUAUUAUGCUGAGGGGAACGUGGUGCCUGUUUCCACGGCCAGCUCGCUCAUCUUGCCUCCGGAGUACAGCACGUGGGGCUACCCAUACGAGGCGCCUCCAUCCUAUGAACAGAGCUGCAGCAGUGCCAACUCCAGCAUCAGCAACGGCACCUAGCAGCCCUGCCUCGCGCCCGGGUGCGCUGCCCGCGCCGGCGCCGGCCGGCUGCGCACUCUGCUACAGCACAAGGCGUCUUUUCUAUCUCUGUGGCUGCUCGGCAGGGGAAAUGGUGCAGCCCAACUUGGGCUUUUAAGUCUCUUUCUUGGGAGGGGGGGAAAAAUAAAAAUAAUAAAAAAAAACCCACAACCAAAAAGGGCCGGCGGAGCGGCCUGCGUGUGCGCGUAGCAGAGGUGUGGGAAGCGCCUCCUCCUCGCGCUGCGCAGAGCGCUGCCCACGCAGCUCUGCCCCGGGCUGCCCCGUGCGGCGGCCCGCGCUUCAAGUACUGUAGUCAACACUAACUGCUUUACUAGCAAAGCACCUGCGAUGCCUUACUGAAGUGCUCCUGACUUGCGUGUCUGGGUGGCAGGCGGAGGCUGGGCUCUGCGGGCUUUCUCUUCUCUUCGUGGGCCGCGCACUCACCAGAGAUGUUUCUGAUGGCCCCUCCG
Nothoprocta perdicaria is the source of this 2027-nucleotide messenger RNA. It is a transcript of the gene ARRDC1, whose product is annotated as arrestin domain containing 1. The record is from RefSeq and is a predicted model, not a curated record. Gene Ontology annotation, molecular function: ubiquitin protein ligase binding; ubiquitin-like ligase-substrate adaptor activity. Gene Ontology annotation, cellular component: cytoplasm. The transcript has 9 exons. The coding region runs from base 1 to 1539 and encodes 512 amino acids. Gene Ontology annotation, biological process: protein transport. Lineage: Eukaryota; Metazoa; Chordata; Aves; Tinamiformes; Tinamidae.